AUGUCUGCGAGCACAGAACAAGAAGAUGCUCUUGUAACUUCCACUGAUCCUCUACAUCCUGCAAAUCUAAUAUCAGAACUAUGUGCAUCCUUCUACAGAUUGGGAUGGGUGACCGGUACUGGCGGUGGUAUCUGUAUCCGUACUGACGAUAAGGUGUACAUCGCCCCCUCAGGCGUACAGAAAGAACGCAUCGAGCCUUCGCAUAUAUUCGUCCUGCCUUAUCCCCAGGCAGAGCCGUCUCCACAUACCGAUAGGGUUUUCCUUCGUCGCCCCAAGUUGAACUUGAAAGAGUCUGCUUGCACCCCGCUUUUCUGGAAUGCUUUUACGGUUCGCAACGCUGGCUCGUGUAUACACACUCAUUCUCAGAACGCGGUGAUGGCAACGCUGCUCUGGGAGAAAGAGAAGAUGUUCAAAAUUUCUCAUCAAAUGAUCAAGGGCGUCCGAAUUGGCGGAAAUGGUCCGACCCUUUCGUACCUUGACACGCUUGAGGUACCAAUCAUCAACAAUACGCCUAACGAAGAAGACCUAAAGGACAGCAUGAGAGAGGCCAUGGAGAAGUAUCCCAGGGCCGCUGGUAUUCUCGUUUUACGGCACGGUAUUUAUGUGUGGGGCGAUGAUUGGCAGAAAGCAAAAACCCAAACAGAGUGCCUGGAUUACUUGUUGGAAAUAGGAGUCAAAAUGAAGUUAGCUGGUCUACCGACUGUACUUAAUGAAUAA
Molecule: messenger RNA, 717 nt
Organism: Suillus bovinus
Lineage: Eukaryota; Fungi; Basidiomycota; Agaricomycetes; Boletales; Suillaceae
Product: Methylthioribulose-1-phosphate dehydratase
Exons: 6
Coding region: 1-717 (238 amino acids)
Cellular component (GO): cytoplasm
Molecular function (GO): metal ion binding; methylthioribulose 1-phosphate dehydratase activity
Source: RefSeq, a predicted model, not a curated record